Argiope bruennichi is the source of this 3892-nucleotide messenger RNA. RefSeq names its product WD repeat and FYVE domain-containing protein 2-like (gene Wdfy2). Gene Ontology annotation, molecular function: protein binding; metal ion binding. The transcript has 13 exons. NCBI's taxonomy places the organism in Eukaryota, Metazoa, Arthropoda, Arachnida, Araneae, Araneidae. The record is from RefSeq and is a predicted model, not a curated record. The coding region runs from base 330 to 1589 and encodes 419 amino acids.
ACAUUUCAACAUCAGUCCUUUUUGCUACUUUAAUUAUAUCUGAAUACAAUUUGGAAAUCUCGGUUUACAAACUCAAUCAUUUACUGUUUUUUUUAUAUUCGAUUAUAUUUAUUUUGAUCAGGGUACCUUAUUUGAUAUAACUUGUUUCUCGAACAGGAACUACAGUUAUGGUAUUUAUCAAACUUUGUAUAAAUAUGGCAACAGUGUAAUCAAUGUUUUUAAGCUUUUUCAAUGGCUAAGCUCAUGACACUUUAAUAUUAACAGAUAGGUGUUGGUGUACGCCUCAUGUAUUGUAAAUAAUUUAUGAAGACUUACACAAGUGUUUUCUAAUGAAUGUAGAACUAGUCAUGGCUGCAGAAAUCAAACCUGUUCCUGGGACGAGCACUCAAUUUGCCAAUACUCGCAAACCUCAACUGAUCAGCAAGUUGGAGGGACAUCAGGAUGUUGUCAACAUGGCUGUUAUUGUACCUAAUGCUGAAGGCAUCAUCAGUGUAAGCGAUGAUAGGACUGUGAGGGUCUGGUUGAAGCGAGACACUGGGCAGUAUUGGCCUAGUAUUUGUCAUUAUAUGCCUUCUCCUGCAACUUGUGUUGUAUAUAGUGAAGAAACGAAGCGUCUUUUUGUUGGUAUGGAUAAUGGUACAAUAUCUGAAUUUUUAUUAUCAGAGGAUUAUAACAGGAUGAAUCAUCAAAGAAAUUAUUUAGCUCAUCAAGGUCGAGUUGCCGACUUAGUCUUUUCCUUGUGGUCAGAGUGGGUGUUGAGUGUUGGUCGUGACAAGUAUUUUCAGUGGCAUUGCUCAGAGACUGGACAAAGGUUAGGUGGAUUUCAAUGCAAUGCCUGGUGCACAGCUGUGCAAUUUGACGCACAGUCUAAACAUGUUUUUAUUGGUGAUUAUUCCGGCCAAAUUACCAUGUUGAAAAUAGAGGAAUCUGGUUAUAAACCAAUAACCACUUUAAAAGGUCAUUCAGGUAGUAUCCGUUGCUUAGAAUGGGAUCCUGACAGAAAGCUUUUGUUUUCUGGUAGCUUUGAUCAAUCUAUAAUUGUUUGGGAUAUUGGAGGUCAACAAGGCACAGCAUAUGAGCUGCAAGGACAUCAUAAUAAAGUUUCAGCUCUUUGUUUUGCAAAUGCAUCAAGACAGUUAAUAUCUGGAUCUGAAGACAGUACCAUUGUGUUUUGGAACAUGAAUGUGAAGAGAUUAGAGACGCCCGAAUGGGCAGACAGUGAUUACUGUCAGCGAUGUACAAAGCCUUUUUUCUGGAAUAUAAAAGCUAUGGUUGAUCAAAAGACAAUAGGUAUUCGUCAGCAUCAUUGCCGAAGAUGUGGCAAAGCAGUUUGUGACAAAUGUAGUGGGAACACAAGCAAGAUCCCCAUUAUGGGUUAUGAAUUUGAUGUCCGAGUUUGUGACGAGUGCCAUACUGUCAUAACAGAUGCAGACCGAGUAUCUUUAGCUUCUUUUCAUGAUGGUCGUCAUAGCAUUAUUCAUAUGGAUCUGGACGAAACUCGUUCACAUUUACUGACAGUUGGCGCUGACAAAAUCAUAAAGCUAUGGGAUGUUAGUAGUCUAUUGCAACCUCUUCCAGAGCAAGCAUGACAUUCUUCAAACCCUUUCAUUUGAAGUAUUCAUGCCUUGUGGGAAAGUGAAGAACACCCCUGUCUGAAGCAGUAGCGAGUGGUUAAAACAGACCGGGUCACAGAUGUAACACUGGCUUUAAAGGAAAAUUGUGUUGUUGGCUGUGCUUUGGACAAAUAUGUGUUGUGUAUUGUUUUCUUGUUAAGUGUCUACUCAAUAUCAUUCCAACCUUUACUAGAGAUAUCUGUUUAUAAGUGUUAUUUUGGAUCAAUCUUUUUUUCUUAGAUCAAUUUAUUAUUAUGGCUGUUAAAAAGCGAUUCUGUUUAAGUCAUGAACUGUAAAUUGCUUCGAUGAUUUCUGCAUCAUAUCAUAUAUUGUUGGAUUUAUUGAAUAUUUUAACUGUCAAUUUCAGUCUAAUUCUGUAUGGAUGUGCUGAUGAAAUUUUAGUGUCUAAGGUUUGGAGGUACUUAGCAUUCAUUUAAAAAGAGAUGGGGAGGGCAUUUAAUAUUCAGUUUUUAUAUUCAUUAAUCCCUUAUUGCUUUUGGUAUUGAUUUUUGCAGCCAAACUUGAUUUCACUGCUUAGAUCAUGUCUGCGUUCCUAGAGGGAACAGUUUCUGCUGUUAGCAAGUAUCCUGUUACUAAUUAAUUGCAGUAUAGUUUGCUAAUCAUACUGCAUGUUAAUGUUAUUCGCAAAUUUCAAAUAAAAUAGUUUAUGUGAUUAAAAAUGCAUAUUUGAUUUAAACAACUUGUAAAUAAUAAAAUUAAAAAAUAUAUAAUUCAUUCAAUUAAUUUUUAAAUCUAAAAAUAUUUGAUUUUAUAACUAUGACAAUUUAAACUUGAAAAAAAAAUUGCACUUUUAGGAAAUUAAGGAUAUGUUUUGAAGAAAAAUGUUUAAGCCUUUUUUUUUUUUUUUUUUUUUUUUUUUUUGUGUGUGUGUGUGUGCAUUGAAUUGGAAUUUCUGUAUUAUGAGUUUUCCCCUUUUUCUUUGUUAUAAAUUAAAAUUGAACAUUUCUUAAGUGCUAGUGUUUUAAAUACUUCAUUGAAAAUAUGUUAUAUGAAUUAAAACUUUAUUCGGCAAAAAUUUUAGUAUUUAUUUUUUUUGAGAUAUUUAUAAGAAUUCUAGAAUAUCAACAGUUGAAAAGAGAACUUAAAUGAUAAGAUUUUUGUCAUUCAGUAUUUUCAUUUAAAAUUCUAGAUUAUGUAGAGCUUUUUUCUUUCUGGCUUUUUAUAGCUUUUAAAACCAAGAAUUUUAUUAAAAAUGCUUUCAAAUCAAUAAUUUUUUAGCUUAGUUCUUAAACUAAUAUCUUUUGAUAAAGUAAGAUGUGAAAAUUGUAAGUUAUUUGCAGACAAUUUGUUUCUUUUCCCUUGAUGAAUUUAAGAGAUUCAGACUUUAAACUCAGCAGUUAUAAUCUUAAAAUUUAGAACAGAGUCAUUCAUUAAGUCAAUUGGCAUAGACUGAGUGCACUAAGUUGAUCUAAGCUAGAUUGAAGUCAAAUCUGGCUGUAGUAUUUUAUUGAAGUCUUCUUGUGAUAUUUGCGUUCCUACCGUGGUGUGAUUUUAUGAUCACUUGAACUAAAAUGUACAUAUCAAGUCAAUUUUCAGCGAUUCUCUGCUGUUAAAUGAGUAAAUCAUUCAGUUUGUUGAAAUCAAAUGAGUCUUUUCUUGAUAAACUCAUAUUCAAAUCUUUUAAUUGCUGUAUUGAUUUAUAAAACAGAAGCUUUUGUUCAUUUUUGAAAGCAAAAAUUUUAAACGAAAAUUAUUCACUUUGAUAAGCUUUCAGUUAUCUUUCAAUUGAUGCAGAUAAGCUGUUUAAAAUGUAAGCAUUUGAAUUUGUGUUUCAGUAUAUAAAAAUAUUUAUGUAUUUUUGUUUGGUUCUAGUGAUCAUCACACUUUAAUCUAAUUUCCAAAUUCUUUUUCAUUUAUAGUUUGAAUCUCAAUAUCCCGAUUCCUCCCUUUUUUUUAUUGUUAAAUGUGCCAAAUAUUAUUUAAUUCGUGUAUUGUAGUAGUGAAAAAGUUCAGUGGAUGAAUACUGACCAGCAGAAAUCCAAUAAUUAUAGUUCAGUAUCAAAUUUUUUUUCUGAUUAUUAACAUUUUUGAGGUUUUCUAUUUAUGUGAGUCCUAUGCAGAUAUUAAGAAAAUAUAUGUGUUUACAAAUGUAUGAAAGAAAUGUUGAUUCCAAUUUUUCCAAUUCAUAUACACUAAUAUUUUGUUUAGUUUUGAAAUAGCUUUUAUAAAAGAGGAUAAAUAAUUUUAAAAAAAGUAUUUAUCAUAAUUUAAUUGCUUUAAUAUGUUACUUUUUUGCGUAAAACAGGUUGUUAAAUAAA